AUGUCCGGAUCUGGGUCCUCGUCUCUCAACGAGAAAGAGAUAGACUGGCGGCUACAGGACCCGGAGGCAGCUGCAGAAAAUCCUAAGCAAUAUGAACCCAUCGUCAGCGAACCCUUGGAGACAGCAGAGGUCGAGAAGAAUCUGGAGGCCAAUGCCGACAAGCACAGCACCCGAGGAGGUCCGCUCUCCAGGCUACAGAGCGCGCAGAGCGGUGUAUCAGAGUGGAGCAGCGAACUGUCUGACACAAAAUCUUCUGCCAGCGGAAGCAAGAAAUGGUACAAGAAGAUAAAUCCGCUGAAAUGGGGCAAGAAACCACGGGUUCCAGAGACCAGACUUCCGUCGCGGGAGUAUAGUGCCGGAUUUUUCAGCCGACUUACUUUUCAAUGGAUGGCUCCGCUCAUGACGGUCGGUUACAAGCGACCGCUCGAAAAGAACGACCUUUGGACCGUCAAUCCGGAUCGAAGCGCAGAUGUAAUGGUGGAAAGGCUUCAAGCAUCGUUCAAGCGACGGAGAGAAGCAGGAGACGAAAGACUCCUCUUGGGUGCACUCUUCGACACAUUCAAAUGGGAGUUCAUAAUAGGUGGUACUUGCCAGCUCCUUGCGAGCAUCAUCCAGUCCGUUGCACCGUUCAUCCUACGCUACCUAAUCAAUUUCGCACUCAAAGCGUAUAUUGCCCAACACAAUGGCGGACCUGCCCCUCCUAUUGGUGAAGGUAUCGGUCUGGUUAUUGGCAUCACGGCAAUGCAAUUCUUCCAGAGUAUGGCAACAAAUCAUUUCAUGUACAGAGGUAUGAUGAUUGGCGGUGAAGCAAGAGCUGUGCUCAUAUCCGUUAUCUUCGACAAGGCCAUGAAACUCUCCGGACGCGCGAAAGCUGGCGGCAAGGCGAUCCUGGAAAAGCCACCCCCCGAUGUAAAAGCAGGAAGCGAAGCAGAAAGAAAGUGGUAUCACAAAAUCCUCAAGAAGAAGCAGAAGGAACUUGCGCAAGGUUCGCAAGGAGUUUCGGGCGACGGCCAAGGCUGGGGCAACGGGAGGAUUAUCAAUCUGAUGUCCACAGACACGUACCGCGUAGACCAGGCCAGCGGUUUCUUCCACAUGAUUUGGUGUUCGCCCAUUGCGAUUCUGAUCACGGUUGCUUUGCUGCUCAUCAAUCUUACGUACAGUGCACUCCCAGGAAUUGGUCUCCUCAUCGUCACCAUGCCAUUACUUGGACGUGCCGUGCGCUCCCUUUUCCGGCGGAGAAUGGCAAUCAACAAGAUCACGGACCAGCGUAUUAGCCUGACACAGGAGAUUUUGCAGGCUGUGCGAUUCGUCAAGUAUUUUGGGUGGGAGACAAGCUUCCUUGAGCGAGUGGAUGCCAUCCGAACGAAAGAGAUCAAGGGCAUCCAGGUCCUGCUCGCAAUUCGAAACGGUAUCAUGGCUGUAGGCAUGUCGAUGCCCGUGUUUGCCUCCAUGCUUGCUUUCAUCACCUACUCCCUCACCGAUCAUGGCCUCAAUCCUGCGCCGAUCUUCUCGUCGCUUGCUCUGUUCAACUCUCUCCGCAUUCCGCUUAAUUUUCUCCCUCUUGUGAUUGGACAGGUCAUUGACGCGAAUGCAUCUGUCAAGCGAAUCCAGGAAUUUUUGUUGGCGGAAGAAGCCCAAGAGGAUACCGAGUGGAAUUACGAGGCGAAAGAGGCUAUCGUGGUCAAAGAUGCAGACUUUACUUGGGAGCGUCAUCCCACGCGUGAAGAUGAGGAUGGGCCUCCGGAGAAGGGGGGCCCUCCUGGCAAGAAAUCGAAGAAGGAGAAGAAAGACAAGCGAAAGAGCGUACAGUCUGUUGCGAGUAAUGGUAGCGGCUCCGCAUCUGAUUCGAAGCAGGGAGAAAAAUUGGGAGAGGAGGAUCUCCCGUUUCAAUUGAAGGAUCUUCAUCUUUCAAUUGGGCGGAAGGAGCUGAUCGCCGUUAUAGGUGGCGUAGGCUCUGGAAAGAGUUCCUUUCUGGCAGCAUUAGCAGGUGACAUGCGACGGACCAAGGGCGAAGUCAUGAUUGGAGCGUCGCGUGCCUUCUGUCCCCAGUAUGCCUGGAUUCAGAAUGCGACCGUUCGUGAAAACAUCGUCUUUGGGAAGAAAUUCCAGGACGAUUGGUAUAACAAGGUUGUCGAUGCGUGUGCCUUACGACCGGAUCUUGACAUGCUUCCCAAUCACGACAAAACUGAGAUAGGGGAACGAGGUAUUACCGUUUCUGGUGGUCAGAAGCAGCGUAUGAACAUUGCGCGUGCCAUCUACUUCGAUGCAGACAUCGUGUUGAUGGAUGAUCCAUUAUCUGCAGUUGACGCGCAUGUCGGACGACACAUCAUGGACAACGCGAUUUGCGGUCUUCUCCGAGACAAAUGUCGCAUUCUGGCUACACAUCAACUUCAUGUGCUCGAUCGAUGCGAUAGGAUUGUCUGGGUCGAAGAAGGUCGAAUUCAGGCAGUGGACACGUUUCCCAAUCUGAUGGCGAACAACAAGGAGUUUCAACAAUUAAUGACCAUGACUGCUACCGAGGAGGCGAAGGAGGAGCAAGAACAUGCUGUUGAAGACGAGAUCGAAGACGAGAAGAAAAUGGCCAAGAAGAAGAAAAAGAAGAAGCCUGCUGCCGCGCUUAUGCAGGAAGAGGACCGAGCUACCAAGGCCGUGAAUUGGGACGUCUGGCUAGCCUAUCUCCGAGCCGGAGGUGGCCUAUGGGUCGGUCCAGUCGUAGUGCUGGUUCUCAUCCUGUCACAGGGUGCGAAUAUCGCAACGAGCUUGUGGCUGUCAUGGUGGACGUCCAACAAGUUCGGUUACAGCGAAGGUACAUACAUUGGAGUAUACGCUGCACUCGGUGUCUCUCAGGCUGUGUUGAUGUUUGCAUUUUCGAUUGCCGUCUCUGUGUUUGGCACUGAGGCCGGCAAAGUCAUGCUGCAUCGCGCCAUCCAUCGCGUCCUCAGAGCCCCGAUGUCCUUCUUCGACACCACACCUCUCGGACGUAUCACAAACCGCUUCUCCAAAGACAUCGAUGUCAUGGACAACACACUUACCGAUGCGAUCCGCAUGUACUUCAUGACUCUGGCCAUGAUCAUUUCGGUCUUCAUUCUCAUCAUCUCGUAUUACUAUUACUAUGCCAUAGCGCUGGGUCCUCUGUUCCUCAUCUUCAUGUUCUCUGCUGCGUACUAUCGAGCAUCGGCCCGUGAGGUUAAGCGUCACGAGUCGGUCCUCCGCAGCAACGUCUUCGCACGCUUCAGCGAAGCGGUCAUGGGCACGCCAACUAUCCGUGCCUAUGGUCUGGAACAUCAAUUCUCCCGUUCAGUCCGCGAUGCGAUUGACGACAUGAACAGUGCAUACUAUCUUACGUUUGCGAAUCAGCGUUGGCUUAGCGUUCGUCUCGAUGUCAUUGGCAUCCUGCUCGUCUUCACCACGGGCAUAUUGGUUGUUACUUCCCGAUUCUCCGUUAACCCUAGCAUUGCGGGACUUGUACUCUCUUACAUUCUUACGAUUGUACAAAUGAUUCAAUUCACGGUGCGUCAACUCGCAGAGGUCGAGAACAACAUGAACGCGACGGAACGGAUUCAUCACUAUGGCACCAUGUUGGAAGAGGAGGCUCCCCUCACGAUGGGUGAGGUCAGGAAGACGUGGCCAGAACAUGGCGAGAUUGUAUUCCACAACGUUGAGAUGCGUUACAGAGAAGGUCUACCGUUGGUGCUCAAAGGCCUCGAUAUGCACGUUGCUGCGGGCGAGCGCAUCGGUGUGGUUGGACGCACUGGCGCCGGCAAGUCCAGUAUCAUGAGCACGUUGUUCCGUCUCACCGAAUUGUCGGGAGGAUCCAUCACCAUUGAUGGAGUGGAUAUCAGCACAAUUGGUCUCCACGACCUGCGCUCCAAGCUCGCGAUCAUCCCUCAAGAUCCGACGCUCUUCAAAGGCACCAUCAGGUCCAACCUCGACCCGUUCAACGAGCACAACGAUCUCGAGCUCUGGGGCGCGCUGCGACAGGCAGACUUGGUUUCCAACGACGCUUCCAUGGACGACAAAUCUGGGCGCAUCCAUCUUGAUUCUGUCGUGGAGGAAGAAGGUCUCAACUUCUCGCUUGGUCAACGCCAGCUGAUGGCCCUCGCGCGCGCCCUUGUGCGCGGCUCGCAAAUCAUCGUUUGCGACGAGGCGACGUCGUCGGUCGACUUUGAGACCGACCAGAAGAUCCAAAAGACGAUCGUCGACGGUUUCCGUGGCAAGACGUUAUUGUGUAUCGCGCACCGUUUGAAAACCAUCAUCGGAUACGACCGCAUCUGCGUCAUGGAUGCCGGCAUUAUUGCGGAGCUGGACAAGCCUAUCAAUCUAUACGACCAGGGUGGCAUUUUCAAGGGCAUGUGUGAUCGGAGUGGAAUCCGGAGGGAGGACUUCUUCACGGCUUAA
Didymosphaeria variabile is the source of this 4398-nucleotide messenger RNA. It is a transcript of the gene YOR1, whose product is annotated as ATP-binding cassette transporter yor1. The record is from RefSeq and is a predicted model, not a curated record. Gene Ontology annotation, cellular component: membrane. The transcript has 6 exons. Gene Ontology annotation, molecular function: ATP binding; ABC-type transporter activity; ATP hydrolysis activity. NCBI's taxonomy places the organism in Eukaryota, Fungi, Ascomycota, Dothideomycetes, Pleosporales, Didymosphaeriaceae. The coding region runs from base 1 to 4398 and encodes 1465 amino acids. Gene Ontology annotation, biological process: transmembrane transport.